Messenger RNA from Helianthus annuus (common sunflower), 2980 nucleotides. Its product is annotated as centromere/kinetochore protein zw10 homolog. The record is from RefSeq and is a predicted model, not a curated record. Gene Ontology annotation, biological process: mitotic spindle assembly checkpoint signaling; mitotic cell cycle; endoplasmic reticulum to Golgi vesicle-mediated transport. NCBI's taxonomy places the organism in Eukaryota, Viridiplantae, Streptophyta, Magnoliopsida, Asterales, Asteraceae. Bases 72 to 2330 code for a protein of 752 amino acids. The transcript is spliced from 14 exons. Gene Ontology annotation, cellular component: nucleus; RZZ complex; chromosome, centromeric region.
GUAUAAUGAUAUUUUGAUGACCUCACGGCGCACAUUAGCAACACCACCGUCUCAACCACCGUUGUCUACCAAUGGAUGUGCUCUUCAAUUCAAUCAACGUUCGUGAUCUGCUCUCGUCACACGAUCUCGACGACUCAUCGCCACUCUCCGCUCCCGAUCUCCGCCUCUUAAUCGACCGUCUUCAAGUCCGAUCACUCGACAUCAAGUCCAAAGUCCACAACUACAUACUCUCUCACAACGACGAGUUUUCUAACCUAUUUUCUCGCUGCUCCGAUGCCGUCGUUAACUCCGAACAACUUUCCGAUCAAGUUUCUAACCUCGUUAACCUCUUAUCGUCGGAUCGGAAACCGAUCGAUGUGCAAGUUAAGGAAACGGUUGAUGAAAUUAGGUCAAAAUGUGGUGAAUUGAAGGAGAAGAAGGAUGCUUUAGGUUUAGUGGAGGUUGUUGUGAAAUUGAGCCGUGAGUUGAGUGUUGUGGAGGAUGAUUUGGUCGCCGGAAAAGUUUUUGAGGCGGCGGAGGUGUUGACGGAGUUGAAGGUGGCGUUACGUGUGACGGAGGAUUGUACGGAGGAAAGUGAGCCGGUUGUGUUUGGCUUGUUGAGGAAGAAAUGGACAGAGUGCUUUGAAGAGAUACAACAGGUGCUAGUCAAGUUCGUUGAGAAGGCAGUGAAAUUUGAUCCACAAACCAACUCUGUUUAUGUUAAGAACAAUAUGUCUAUGAAUGAUGAUAUUCAAGGGAUCGAACUUUGUACUGUUUUGAAAGCAAUGCAUGUGGUUGGUAUUUUAGAUUAUGGGCUUGCGAAAGUGGCGGAUUUGAUGACCAGACAUGUAAUAACGCCUGCAGUGGGAUCAAUAUCUCAUAGUUUUUCUGUAGAAGAACAGAGACUAGAUUCAGGAGAUAUAACUGAGGCGGUUUUGAGAAUAACCCCACUGACCGGUACUCAGGUCGAGAACAUGGAUGCUGAAAAUAUAUAUUCUGGAAUUAGUGUGGUCAUUCAGUUUAUUUUCAACUAUAUUUGCUUUCAAAAUUCCUCGUGGAUGCAAUUAUUUGGAAGAUUGACAUGGCCCCACAUGUCAGAACUGAUUAUUUCAAACUUCCUUUCCAAGAUUGUUCCUGACGAUGCGUCCAAACUUUCCGACUUCCAAACAAUAAGACAACUCACAUCCGAGUUUGAAACAUCUCUUAAAGAAGUUAUGUUCAUAUCCUCUGAGAAAGACGAAAGGUUGACCAAUUUUACGGAUAACGUUGAAGUCCACUUUGCAACAAGGAAGAAGGUUGAGAUCUUAGCAACAGCUAGAGAUCUUCUUCUACAUUCCAACUUUAAACUUCCCAAGGAGUAUACAAGAAAAAGUGAAGAUAUUAAAAAUGGUGGGAAUGUAGACUUGCUUUUCUCGUCUGAGAGGUGUUCAGUAUCCGAAACGGCUUUGCAGCUAUUGGAACUUGUGCAUCAAACACUAAAGGAUGUUUGUUUGUCAUCCCCGACCGUUGCGUUAGAGUUUUGCCAUGCUGCUAGGGAUGCUUUACUUCUAUACGAAGCUGUUAUUCCAGUCAAGCUAGAAAGACAGCUGGAUGGUAUCAACCAGGUUGCUGUUCUAAUUCAUAACGAUUGCCUCUUCCUAUCACAAGAGAUCCUUGGCCUUAAAUUUGAGUAUCAGUCAGAUUUUCCAACUUCCGUGAAGGGAGCUGUGUUUAUCGAUUUAGGUAUACGAUACAAGCUCAUGGCAGAAGAGAUAUUACAAAGACAAAUACAACUCGUUAAGCAUAAUUUAAUGGAGGCGAUUGACGGUGCAGAUGGAUUUCAAAAUACCCAUCAACCAAAACGAUACGAAUCUGCAAAAUUCAGUAUCGAUCAGGUGGCUUUUAUCCUUGAGAAAGUGCGCAUAAUUUGGGAGCCGUUAUUGCUACCGCUAACAUACAAACGAAGCAUGUGCACUGUUGUGGAGGCUGUAUGUUCUAGAAUGACUAAAGACAUACUUCAAUUAGAUGAUAUUGCAGCAGAAGAAACAUUACAGAUUCAAAGGUUAAUUCAUAUGUUGCUGGAAAACCUUUCAUCUUUAUUGGAGUCUUUGGUUGGUAUUAAUCAAACAACAAAACCACAAGAAGCGUUAUCCAGCUCUAUUGACGAUUUAAUUCCGUCACUUCCUCAAUUACGGGUAUUGGCAGAUAUGUUGGACAUGCCGCUGAAGUCGAUAACUGCAUCUUGGGAAAGCGGCGAACUGGCCAAGUGCGGUUAUACUUCGUCUGAGGUGAAAGACUUUAUCAGAGCAAUAUUUACAGAUUCGCCCCUGAGGAAAGAAUGCUUGUGGAGAAUCGAAAAUAUCAAGUUUUAGGAGUGUCAUAGACUCAUAAUAAGCUUUUGAAAAUGAUCAGGCAUGCCUAAUUAUGAUGGAAAAAGGGAAGACUAUGAUCCAUAACUUAGCCAUGCCCGGCCCGGCCCGCAUUACUUCUAGGUUAGGUUUUUUGCUUGGCCCAGCCCGGCACGUGUUACAAAAGAGAAAAAAAGUUUUCCUUUACUGUAAAUAGUUAUAUAGCAUUACUGCAAUCAAAGAACCAAGUUUCUCUUAUUAUGGCAUUUUUCAUUGUUGUAAUUUUGGGCCAAGCCUCUUGUAUAGAGCUGGACUGUAAUGGAGUGGGCUGGGCUGGGCUAGGGUUCACAGGCUGGUUCAGCUGUUUUGACCAACUUUUUGGACUACGGUUACGGAAAAAGACAAACCAAACCGGCCAUGUUGGUUGGUUGGGUUGGCCGACGUAGCCGGUUAUCGCUGUUUCAUGUUUUAACAGUUCAGUUUGGGUGGUUUAGUGGUUUCAGGGUUGAGUGAGACCAGGUGGACUUUGGGCCUCUCUUUUUGUUACUUCUAUAUUUUACAACUUUUCUCUUUUUUUUUGCAUUCGCUUGAAUUUUUUAUUGGUUGUAUAGAACCUUGCACUUCAAAUAAUGUCUCCUUUUUAAUAAUUUAAAAAUUGACAGUGAGCUGUCGCU